Messenger RNA from Cotesia congregata, 819 nucleotides. Lineage: Eukaryota; Metazoa; Arthropoda; Insecta; Hymenoptera; Braconidae. The record is from the annotation of a GenBank genome assembly.
AAUUUUGGAGCACUUUUUCUACUUGUUCAUAUUUACGCCGCAGAAUCUUGGGCUAAUCCACCAUCAUUGUUUCCAAAUAUUAAAGAAAUAACUUUAUCAGAAAAUGACACUUUAGAAUUAGAGUGUACCAGUCAGAAAAAUGUAACAUUUAUCUAUUCAUCUGAUACAUCUUGUACGUAUUAUAUGUUCCAACCUGCCCAAAGAUACCAAUACGAGUGUUUUUCAAAUAAACCGAAUAUUACUUACGAAUUUGACGGUGAAAAAUAUUUGGCUAAAUUCAGCCGCGAAGGUACUAUCUUCCAAGAAACUGGAUGGUACGGUUGCAUUGAAAGUGAUAAAUUAAUUGCCGAGGGCUGGGACGGACUUGAAUGGAUCGGUCUAACGCCCGAUUACUUCAACAAAUCCGAUGUUUCAUGGACCUAUAAUGCAAGUAUAGCUUACAGCUACUCCGAUGCAUGGAAUGACCAGAUUUCUCAUACACUCACCAAUGAUAUUAUUAUCUCCGGAGUAACUAGUGAAGAUGAAGGAGUCUAUGAGUGUGAAUAUGUAGCUCCACAAUUGAAGAAACGCGUUUCAUCUAAAAUAAAUAUAACCCUCGAUAAUGGUAUUAUUGCGCUGGAUGACUCUAUAGAGAGAUUGGAAAAGAUGAAACAUAAAUCCUCGAAUAUUAAAGUUGAAAUGAAAUCGCUGUUCAAUGAUUAUCAUAUACAUCAAUCGAGGGUUGAGAAGAUUGUAACAGAUAAAUCCUCAGCUCGUAAGUUCGCCGGAACCAGGUUCAGUCUUAUUGAGGAAAUACCAUUCAAACAAUUAAUUAAUUAA